Molecule: messenger RNA, 2402 nt
Organism: Perca flavescens (yellow perch)
Lineage: Eukaryota; Metazoa; Chordata; Actinopteri; Perciformes; Percidae
Gene: ikbkg
Product: inhibitor of nuclear factor kappa B kinase regulatory subunit gamma
Exons: 15
Coding region: 374-2170 (598 amino acids)
Biological process (GO): positive regulation of canonical NF-kappaB signal transduction
Cellular component (GO): cytoplasm; nucleus; IkappaB kinase complex
Molecular function (GO): K63-linked polyubiquitin modification-dependent protein binding
Source: RefSeq, a predicted model, not a curated record
AAAGCCCAGCUAUAUUUCCUUAACUAACAACACUCGCCACGGUUUUGACAGAUAACCUCAAAACACGUAUAUUUUAUUAAUAUAGCUAGCUAACGUUACAGAACUGCGCAAACUGGCGUUCGGAAGAUAAUACAGUUGCUGUAGGUCGAUGUUUAUGCCAGAGAACAAGUGCCUCAGAAAACCCAGCUACUGGUUGCUAAAUGAUCCUAGCUAGCUCAAAAGCUACGUCGCUAGCUAUCUAGCUAGCAUCGGCUAGCGUUCUAACGGUGGCUAACGUUAAAUAGAUAACGUUACGCUUACUGACAGGUUGUAUGUGACCGACAGCUUGGUCGCCUGUUAUUCCGGACACCAACACUGAAAAAGAAGAGAGGGGAUGGUGCAGCCUCAGCCUGAUGGCCCAAUGCAGUGGGACAUGUCAGGAGAAGAGAGUGGCGGGACCCUCAGGGUCCCACCAGAGCUGGCUGCAAAUGAAGUGGUGACCAGGUUGCUGGGUGACAACCAGCAACUUAGAGAGGCCUUGCGGCGGAGCAACCUAGCCUUACGUCAGCGCUGUGAGGAGAUGGAGGGGUGGCAGCAGAAGACAAGAGGGGACCGAGAAUUUCUCAGCUGUCGUUUCCAGGAGGCCAGGGCCCUGGUGGAGAGGUUGGCGCAGGAAAACCACUCCUUACAGGGCUUGGUAAACGGACCAGCCUCCUCCUCAAACCACUGCUGCAACUCCAGCCAGACUGAAGACCUGCAGGGCCGCCCAGCAAAGAACAGACCCCUGGACGGACCACAGACACUAGAUCAGCAGGAGAAGAAGAUAGUCGAAGAGUCGGAUCAACACACACAGACCACGCCACCUCGCAGCCUGGAUGAUGCAAGUGUGCGUAACUCCUUGAGUAGCGCCCUCCCCUCUCCCUCCACCUCACUUUCAGAGGUAUGGGGGGAGACAAUGGGCAGGGAAAAUGGCCAGCCCGUGGAAGGUGCCAACGAGUUCCUCCAGUUGCUGAAGAGCCACAAAGAGAAACUGGAGGAAGGGAUGAGAGAGCUGAGGAUGAAGAAUGAAAAGCUGGAGAGGGAGAGGGAAGAGGGAGAGAAAGACCGAGAGCGAAUGCGGCACUGCAUUGACCAGCUACGAGGAAAACUGGCCCAGGCGCAGGCAAGCAAUGUUACUGAGGAGGUCGUUCAACAUCGCUCUGAGGCACAGCACUCUUCUGACUGGUAUCGUGAGUUGGAGGAGAAGCUUGAUUACUUGCAGAAGAGUUCAGCUCAGCGGGACAGAACUGAAGCUCUGCUCAAACAGAAGGACAAGGACUGUGCACAGCUGGCCAAGGACUGCGAGGCUCUGAAAGCUCAAGCAACUUCCCUUUUAGGAGAACUGAAUGAGAGACAGAGCUGCCUGGAUAAAAGCGAGCAUGAACGCAAAAUGUUGGAAGAAAAGCUGUGCAAUAAGAUGAAGGCCCUGCAGGUGGCAGAGCGGGAGCUGGAGCAGCAGAGGAAGCAGCAUCAUGUGGCCAUGGACAAGCUGCUGCUGCAGACCCAGAGCCUGGAGCAGGCCCUGAAGACAGAGAGACAUGUCGUCACAGAGGAGAAGAAAAAACUGACACAAUUGCAGCAUGCCUACACGUGUCUAUUUAGAGACUAUGAUUCUAAACUGAAGAGCGAGGGAGGAGAUCUGUGCAGCCGACUAGAGGACGCAGAGAGAGCGCUGGCCCUGAAGCAGGAUCUGAUUGAUAAACUGAAGGAGGAGGUGGAGCAACAAAAAGGCUCCCUUGAGACUGUUCCGGUCCUCACUGCACAGGCUGAGAUCUACAAGGCAGAUUUCCUAGCGGAGCGAGAAGCGCGAGAGAAGCUGAACCAGAAGAAGGAGGAGCUGCAGGAUCAGCUGACUCAGGCCCUGACUGAGAUUGACAGGCUCAAACAGGAAGCCACAUCUCGCGCACGUAUGGAGCAAAUGAAGCUGAGACACCUGGAACCCUUUCCAACACGGGCCCCAUACAUUCCCCCUCCACAAGCUUUCAACACGGUGCCCCCCGCCCCCUUGUUCCGCAAUCAGGGUUUGAUACCAGUUGGUGAUCAAGGGGCAGUCGGAGCUGAGGAGCUGCCAGAUUUAUGUUGUCCUAAGUGUCAGUACCAGGCUCCAGAUAUGGACACGCUGCAGAUACAUGUCAUGGACUGUAUACAGUAACAUGGGCAUAGUUCAGCACAUACAUACAGACAUAUAUACAGCAUAUUUACGUUUUUGACGUACCUUGUGUCCACUCCCAGCCUCUGGGCACAGCCUGGAAAAACGUGUGGUUGUUGCACCUUACUCUCUCUGCCAUGUAAACACACAUAAAUACAUACUGUGGAUCGUACCAUUUUAAAAAUGUAAUAUGUUGGAAUCGAGACAAGUGGCAAUCAGAUGACAGUAUGAACAA